UACACGGGUGGGUUGGGUAACAGGUCGACCCGCUUGCAUUUGUGAUCCAUCGUCGUAGGUUGUUUGCUGAACCCUCAAACCGCGACUCACUCACUGAGAGAGAGAGAAUCCAUCAUCCAUGGAUGAAGAUUCAGCAAUACUGCAACGAAAAACUGGCCACGUUAAGAAGAAACCUCUAAAGAACAAAGCUUUAGGCAUCACUUUCGACGAGAAAGAUCUCAAAGACUUCGUUACUGGUUUUCACAAACGCAAGAAGAAGAGAAGAAAGGAAGCUCAGAAACAACAAGAAGAAGCUAAAAGACGUAAACGCAACGAGGAACGCCUAAAGAGGAAGUUCGAAAGAGAACUUGCUUAUGGGGGUGUUCCACCAACUGAUGACACUGAAGCUGGUGAAAUUGAUGAUAACCAAGAGGAAGUUGCUCAACAAGUUGAAUCUAUUGCUGCAACAAAGACAUAUGAAAAUGAUGAUUUGAAAGUCACUGUUGUAACAAAAGAGAUCAACCCUGAUGAAGAAAGUUUCCCUAGCGAAAGGAAAGAGGCAGCACCAGCUGUGUCCCCCCAUCCUGUUGUAGCUGAUAAAAAGAAAUCUGUUCCUAUAAAUAAGAAGAAGCCAUUUAAAAAGGUUGCAAAAAACAAGUCACAGCCAAAGCAAAGAAGUAAGAGAGAUAAAAGGAAAGGAAAAAGGCCGGGAGGAAAGUGAUUGUACCUUAUCAUCUGGCAUCUUCAGAACAUUCCCAAGUCGGCAAUGAAGUGUAUCUUUUGUGGAGUUACUUAUCAAGUUCAGUAACUUAGCUACUAACAAGUUGCAAAGUUUGGCUAUUUUCAUGGUUGAUUAUAUAUACACCAGUAGGUUACCUGGUUCCGUGUGUGGAUGACAGGUUUUUCUUCUGCUGGAGUCUCACUGUCUUCACUUGUUUAACUCAUUCAUUUGGGGGAUUUCAGAAUUAAGAAGAAACAGUUUUGUUUUAAUUAGUAAUUAUAUUUUUCUGUAUACAUUUGAUUUUCUAGUUAUGCAUUUUUCUUGUGUUUAAAAUUUCA
This is a messenger RNA of Trifolium pratense (red clover), 1038 nucleotides long. Its product is annotated as ribosomal RNA-processing protein 17. NCBI's taxonomy places the organism in Eukaryota, Viridiplantae, Streptophyta, Magnoliopsida, Fabales, Fabaceae. The transcript has 3 exons. Gene Ontology annotation, cellular component: nucleolus. The record is from RefSeq and is a predicted model, not a curated record. Gene Ontology annotation, molecular function: RNA binding. The coding region runs from base 119 to 700 and encodes 193 amino acids.